This is a messenger RNA of Papilio machaon (common yellow swallowtail), 885 nucleotides long. It is a transcript of the gene Fmbp-1, whose product is annotated as zinc finger protein 821. The transcript has a single exon. The record is from RefSeq and is a predicted model, not a curated record. The coding region runs from base 269 to 883 and encodes 204 amino acids. NCBI's taxonomy places the organism in Eukaryota, Metazoa, Arthropoda, Insecta, Lepidoptera, Papilionidae.
GCAGUCAAAUUGUUUGUUGUGGUUAAUUGUGCGAAUUGUGUCAGUAAUUAGAGUGAAUCAAAGCUAUUAUACUUUGCCAUUACAUUUUUUUAAGGAUUUUAUUAUUAGUUGACUGUUAAAUUAAAUAUUUAGCAUUUACUAAUAUGAUUCUUUGGAUAUCUUUGUCUUCAAACAAUCAACAUGGAUGAUGGCAGUUCAAUCCAAAAAUGAAUUGGUAUGCAAGUGAGGGUGGCAAAUAGAUUCCAGUACUUCUGAUAAUUGCUGUGAUAUGUCUGUAAAAAUAAAAAUAAUGGAAAGAAACAAUAUAGAUACGAAAUCGGAGACAUGGUCAUUGUUACCAGGAAUAGUGGUCAAAAUAGAACAUGAGGAUAACAAGGAAUCAAGUAAUUAUAAUUCUGAAGAUGAAAUGAAAUUAGAGGCAAGUUCAUUUGGAGAGGACAGUUAUUUUUCAUCUUUCAUUAAUUUAUUCCCAAUUUCGAGUAGUUCAAAGAAAAGAGGCGGAAAUAGUUCGCGAUUUAAAAACGAAUCUCAAGAAAAACGAGCAGCACGAUUAGCAAGAAUGGCAAAGCGCGCUGCAGAGAGAAUUGCUGCUGAGAGUCCACAGCAACGCAAAGAAAGAUUAACAAAAUUAUCAGCGUGUAAAGCUAAAAGGCUAGCCAAUGAAAGUCUAGCAGAACGUUUAGUACGACUUAAAAAGAUGUCAGCAUACACAGCUAGCCGAAUAGCACAAGAAACUGACGAACAAAGGGCUGAGCGUUUGAGUCGCAUGUCACAAUUAAGUGCUAGAAGAAUUGCUAAUGAAACAGAAGAACAAAAGCGGGCACGUUUAUUAAAGAUGGCUGCGUAUUCUGCUAGGAGACGUGCACUGAAGAAAGCAGUCUAGUC